Molecule: messenger RNA, 4319 nt
Organism: Coccinella septempunctata (seven-spotted ladybird)
Lineage: Eukaryota; Metazoa; Arthropoda; Insecta; Coleoptera; Coccinellidae
Product: neuroligin-4, Y-linked
Exons: 11
Coding region: 255-2894 (879 amino acids)
Biological process (GO): postsynaptic membrane assembly; presynaptic membrane assembly; chemical synaptic transmission
Cellular component (GO): synapse; cell surface; postsynaptic membrane
Molecular function (GO): neurexin family protein binding; signaling receptor activity
Source: RefSeq, a predicted model, not a curated record
GAUGCGGAAAUUGUGCUUACCGGCGAGUGUCUGACUGUUUUUAUUCGUUUCUUGAGCGAAAAAAUCCCUUAAUACUCAUUGGCAAUUGCAGCGUUCGCUCCCACAAUGUGGGCAGGAUAGACUGGAAUACAACAAUUCGAAAAGAGUUUUUCUCGUUCGGUUCGAAAGCUCUUUAUCCCGUGCUCAAAACCAUGUUUUCCCUGGAAUGCGUAAAAGUUAUUAUGGAAAUAUUCCGACAAGGGCAGUCCUAAGCGAUGGCCUCCGAUAUUCUUCUGUCCGUUUUCGCGAGUGUUCUGUUGGUGUCAGUUCUGGUCAUUCAGGAGGAUGUGGUUGUCGGGGAGCCGGCUGGUGAGACGCGUGUUCCUCUAACGUCGAGGACGGUACGGACCAAGUACGGUGACGUCAGUGGUGUAAUCGUGACCUUGGAUUCGAAGUUUUUGGAACCAGUAGAAGUUUUCCGGGGAAUCCCCUACGCCAGCCCGCCUCUGGGUAGGCUUAGAUUCAUGCCACCAGUGACGGGAGCUUUGUGGUCUGGUAUCAAAGUGGCGGAUAAGUUUGGACCAGUCUGUCCUCAAAGGUUACCCGAUAUUUCUAACGAAACUUUGGCACUGAAGAAGAUGCCUAGAGGAAGGUUGCAGUACCUGAAGAGGUUGCUUCCUUAUUUGCAGAAUCAGAGCGAGGAUUGUCUCUAUUUGAACAUUUACGCGCCAGCACAAGCGGGUACAAGAGAAGGUGGAGUGUCUCCGAAAUUUCCAGUGGUUGUCUUCAUUCAUGGAGAGAGCUACGAAUGGAAUUCUGGAAAUGCUUACGAUGGUAGUGUCUUGGCCAGCUAUGGUCAACUCGUAGUCAUCACAAUCAAUUAUAGACUAGGAAUUCUAGGAUUCCUGAAUGCGAAUACCGAUCCUUACAGUCGGUCGCCUGCUAAUUAUGGGCUGAUGGACCAGAUUGCUGCCUUGCAUUGGAUCCAGGAGAACGUAGCUUCCUUUGGAGGUGAUCCUACCAACGUGACAGUUGCUGGCCACGGAACCGGAGCUGCUUGUGUCAAUUUUUUAUUGACCUCCAGUGCAGUGCCAGAAGGUGUACUGUUCCAUCGAGCCAUUCUCAUGUCAGGUUCGGCGCUAUCCCCUUGGGCCCUCAUCCAAGAACCAUCAAGGUACGCCGCUCAAGUGGCUAUUCACGCGAACUGCUCUCCAGAACUACCCCACCCCAACUUACUCAAGUGCCUUCGAGAAAAACCCUUAGAAACCCUCCUGUCCACGCAGGUCACGGCGCCAGAGUUUUCUUUCGCCUUUGGACCUAGUGUGGACGGAGUGGUCAUCGAUACCGGAGAACCGCCAGGAGAGUCCACUCAUCAUUCAGAAUUUGAUGUGAAUAAGCCUGAGAAGGAGGAACCACAAAAUGCCAUCAAUAUUCUGAACAGUGUCCUGCUACGAAAAACAGUUGUGUCAAAGUUAUCAAGGUAUGACCUUCUGCUUGGGGUGGUGAAGGCAGAAGCGUAUUUCGCGUUUAACGGAGAAGACGUCCAGUACGGGAUCGAGGCAGACAGGCGAUCGAAAAUACUCAGAAACUUCGUGAGAAAUACCUACAGCUAUCAUCUGUCCGAAAUACUCGCCACAAUCGUCAACGAGUACACCGACUGGGAAAGGCCGGUGCAACAUCCUAUCAACAUCAGGGAUGAAACCCUCGAGGCUCUAUCCGAUGCUCAGUACGUUGCUCCCGUAGUUCACACGGCUGAUUUGCAUUCAGCCGAACACAGAAAUUCCUAUCUGUACGUGUUCGAUUAUCAGACAAAGUACGGGGACUACCCUCAGCGUCAGGGAUGCAUUCACGGAGAAGAACUGGCCUACCUUUUCGGGGCGCCACUGGUGGGAGGUUUGGUCCAUUUUGGCAAGAACUAUACCAAGUCGGAAGUUGUGCUUUCAGAAACUACAAUGAUCUAUUGGAGCAAUUUCAUCAGAACUGGAAAUCCGAACGAAUCUCCAGACAAUGAUCAAGGUCACUCCACAAGACAAGAGAGAGCAAGGUUCAAAAACGUUGAAUGGACGGCAUAUGAAGCGGUUCAUAAGAAGUAUCUGAAUCUUGAUACCAAGCCCAAAUUGAAGAACCACUACCGAGCCCACCGUCUCUCCUUUUGGCUCAACUUAGUUCCAGACUUGCACAAACCAGGAGGAGACGAUGUGCCCAUGUCUCACCAUCAGCUACUAGAUAACGAUCCUCCGCUACCAAGGCUGCCAAACUUAAACCCAAGAAAGCUCCCGACCACCUUGAAUCCUCUGGAUGGAAAGAACGCACCACCCCCAUCUAAUACCACCGUUGUUCACAUCACUGCCACAACUGACUCCGUUGAAAGGGUGGAAGAGCUUGGGGGUAUGAGCACCACACAACACCCCAUUGAAGACGGCUUCGCAGCUUAUUCUACCGCACUCAGUGUCACUAUAGCUGUGGGGUGCAGUCUCCUCCUCCUCAAUAUCCUGAUAUUUGCCGGCGUCUACUAUCAGAGAGACAAGGCUAGGGAUCAUAUGAUGGGCCAGCCAAAGAAGAGAAAUGAAAAUGGUCAGAUGCCGAAUAAUAUUUGUGGAGAUCUAGAGUCGAGCAUUAUUGGUGUGAAAGCAGACCCGGCAUCAAUACUGGCCCAUCAUCACUCCCAUCACCAUCAGCUUCCACCCCCGGAGUUCGCAGACCUCCCGCACAACAACGCCACCCUGCCGAGGCCGCCGCCCCCUCCGAAGGUCUCCAAGGCUAACGUGAACACCCUCUGUUCGAACCAGAUGGCGGAGAACCAGCCGCUUCUCUCCACGCAUACCAUCCAGUUGAUCAACACUGGAACCCUCACGAAAAAGAACACUCAGUUGAACUCAAAGACCGACACAAGAAUGGAGGAAUUGAGGGUGUGACGUUAACUUGUGUAAAAUAUGUGAUCGCAAUACUUUUGACUGUUGCUCAAACAAUUUUUCUAUUUUUUACUUCAACUAGCCGGAGGUACGACCCAAUGACUAUGUGAACGAUCGACCUAUACCUUACCUACCUAGAUCAUCAGAAACUUCUACAAACAUGUUAUGUACAUUGGAAUGUGUUAGGCAAUUAUGAUUGAAUUUUUCUACUUUACUAAUUGGAAGAUCGGCAGAUUAACUGAAAAUUGCAAAUAAGUUAUCGGAAGAAGUGAAUUAAUAACAUGAAAACCAAAAACUAUCGAUCAUUAUUAAACCCACAAAAGAAAGCUAAAAACCAAUAUUAUUGUGAAUUCAAUAAUCUUGAGUGGCUCAAAUAAUCUCCUCUAAACUACGAAAAGAUGUUGAAAACAACAACAGACGCACAUUUCAAAAAUAACUGGUAAUAAAUCGCGAAAAGCACAUUUUAAAUCAUUCGAAGAGUGUCAUGUAGCCUCAUUUUUUUACGAAAAAAUUCGAAUCUGCCCUGGAAGUCUUCCAUCUGGUGUGAUCUUCCAAUUAUCCCUAGAAAAUUCUCAAUAUUUGAUUUGUACAAAUGGAAUUGUAAAAAGAUGUUAUCUUUCUAUCUUGAAGAAACUUAACUAGGAAAAUACUUAAAUUUGAAUGCGUUGUGAUUUAAAACUGUCCAUUUAUGACCAAUUUAUCGGUUCAUUUAAAUCAAUUUUCACAAAGAGAUACUCUAUGAGAAAUAUUUAAUUAUUAUAUAAAGAGAAUUUUUAAAAUAACUGGUUCACCUUCUUGCUAGAAAUGCACCGAAAAAAAAUUCAUUCAAUAAUGGUCAUCUAAACUUGAAAGUUUUAUUUGUGGAAUAUAUCAAAUCAAAUCAAAUAAUCAUCCCUUAAUUCAAUAAACUGAAGUUUUCAUAUGAAUUGGCAAUAGUUCUCUCUAUAAUAUGUUUAUGUUAAUUCAAAAAUCUGUCGAAAAUUCAUUUGAAUAAGAAGCGAAAUAUUUAUAUCAUUGUCUUCGUCAUUCGUUCGGUAGAGGUAAACUUCUGAGACGGCCUGAUGAAUUAGGGAUUUAAAAUUCGAAUUAAACCUCAUAGGUAUCGGAAAAAAUAUUUUCAAUAAUACUAUAAUGAAUGGGAUGUAUAACUGGAGUUUAUCAUUAAUGAAAUGUUUUAGAAUACCUACAGAUGAGAUAAAUUUGCAAUAAAAUGUAUCCAUAUAUCCAAACGUAAAAUCGUUUUAUGGUUUUUAUUCGGCAAGAUUCUAAUUGGACUGUGUACAGCAUUGUUUUUUAAUUAUAAAAAAUUAUAGUUCAUCUAUCGACCUGAGAUAUGUUUUAUAUGGAUAUCAAAGAAGAAUGAAUGUUGUGUACAUAAAAUAAUUAAUUAGACUAACGAAUGUUAAAUAAAUAAUUUCAAAAAUGUGA